AUGAUCAGCCUCAAGGGCACUCUCAACGUCAUAGACAACUCAGGCGCACUAAUCGUCGAGUGCGUCAACGUCCUCAAGCACAAAGUCAAUCACGGCUCAGGCGGUGUCGGAGACGAGAUCGUCUGCGUCGUCAAACGCGCCAGACCUAUCCCCGCAUCUGCACUCCUCUCCUCCACCGCAGUUAGAGUGAAAAAAGGGGAUGUCCGCCGUGCACUCAUCGUUCGCACGAAAAAGCCCGCCCCUCGCCCCGACGGCCGGAUCGUCAAGUUCGACGACAACGCGUGUGUGCUAUUGAAUAGCAAAAAAGAGAUGCUUGGUACGCGAAUUGGUGGUCCUGUGAGCGCUGAGCUUCGAACGAAGGGUUGGGGAAAGGUGCUUAGCUUGGCGCCGAAGGCUUUCGUCAUCGUCAUGCAUACUUAA
Molecule: messenger RNA, 420 nt
Organism: Fomitiporia mediterranea MF3/22
Lineage: Eukaryota; Fungi; Basidiomycota; Agaricomycetes; Hymenochaetales; Hymenochaetaceae
Product: ribosomal protein L14
Exons: 3
Coding region: 1-420 (139 amino acids)
Biological process (GO): translation
Cellular component (GO): mitochondrial large ribosomal subunit; ribosome
Molecular function (GO): structural constituent of ribosome; large ribosomal subunit rRNA binding
Source: RefSeq, a predicted model, not a curated record